AAUUUAGUCGACUGCUUAUGAGUUCAAUAACGGCGUAAGUUUGAGUUGAGAUUUUGUAAUUAAGGGUUUACCACGUGGCUUACCCGAAGGUGAUCGUUUCCAUAUUCGUCUGUUGUAUGUCUUCCAUUUGUGCACUUACUUUACCUCUAUCGGACGGAAUGGGACAUCGAUGUUUAGGUCUGAGCCACCACCAUUAUGCCACUAUGUCCCCCAGUUACAUUCAUCGCAACCACAAAUAUACCAUGCAGCCGCAGCAGCGUCGGGCCUCAGCAGGGCCACUGGGCCAACCGGGGGAUCGCAGCAGUUCUAUGGGGGAGACAACGGUCUCCUCCACCAGCCGGGAGAGUGUUUUGUCGCCAGCGGACAUUCGCACCAGGCGCUCUUCGGCAAUCCAAACUCAGUCGGGAGCCAGCAGCUCUCAAUCCCACAAUGCCACACUAGUCCGUUAUAACAAUACGAGUACCUAUUCGAUGUCUAAGUCGGUCAGUACCGGAACCGACCUGUCGGACGAUAUUGCCGAUAACAUUAUCUACUCGGACAUUAAUGAUCUCUAUCAUCGCAAGCAACGCACCGUCCAGAUUUCGGCCGGUAGUGGGGCUCUCGUGAAUGGGAACGUUAGUGCUCCGGAAGACGAUGAAGAAAUAAUGGAUGAGGUCAUUGAUGAGAAUGCCAUCCGUCAAACGUACGUAGAUGAUGAAGAAGAUGAAGAUGAAAUUGACAUCCGAUACGCUACGGCCACUCAAAUCCGAGCCAUGGCAACGGGUGGAGGAAGCAUUCAGGCCACAUCCAACAUUUCGACUACCAAUGUUAAAAGCAAUACCGUCGUCAGUGACGAUCUCUAUGCUACGGUUAAUCGAAAAAGCAAAGCAAAUAAGCAACAGCAACAAUAUCUGCAGCAGCAACAACAAUCACAACCAAUACAAACUACCACUACACAUCUAACCGGUAAACACUUUAGUGACGAGUUUAUAGACGAUAGUAUUAGGAACUAUAAUAGUCAUACUAAUAUAAAUACCAAUGUAAACGCCUCCAGUUCCGGCCAUAUUAACAUGGCCAAUGGCGAACUGUACCCAAGAUCUUCAGCCCAUUUCGACGAAUACUACGGCGGUAAUCGGUACUCCGACACAUCGGAUUACUUCAGCCACAGCCAACCGCACUACUCUCACUCGCCAAAUUCGCAUUCGCUAGCCACGACAAUUACGCACAAAAACGGACUUACAGACGAUGACGAACGCUACUCCACAUCCCAUCCCCCACCGAUCCAUCCACGAACCUCUCAGUCUCUUCCCAGAAACUCUGAACUCUCCAAAAUUGACUCUCUUGACUCGUCGUACAGUGGCGGUGGAACUGAUCAUCACUUCAUGGGCCACCACUCACUUAACAAUCUUCCAAAUUCCUCCAAAGUCACCAGCGACUAUCUCCAUUAUUCCUCCCUUCUUCAAAAAUCUGAUGAUGGCAUGAACAGUAAAAAGACUUCCUCCGAACGGCUAGAGUAUGAAUUAUCCAAUGCCAACCUAUACUCCACCGUUCAAUACAAAACCGACUACGAGGACCAAGAUGAUUACGACGACGGCUACAUUGGCAGUGGCUAUCCAAACACAGUAAAUGGCGUUGGCAGAGACGACUGGCAGCGAAGUUCUUCGUGCAAAGAGCUGUACGACUAUAAUUACGAUGACGGAAGACCCGACUUUACCCUACUAGAACGGGAAUUCCUCACGUCUGAUAGAAUAGACAGUCCGGUCACGCGGUAUGACGACUCACGGCACUCGAUGUACGUUCAGAAAAAUCACUCCAUGGAUGUCAGUCAGGAAUUUCUGGCCACCGAAGGAAAGGUUUACUCCUCCAGUUAUCCUGGCACGACCUACAAUACAAUCGAUCACAACAGCUACAAACGUCACCAGGGACAGUAUUAUUCGAACUUUGAGUACGGUUCCCAAGAUGACAUAUCUCACGAUAGCUACGAGCUGUUGGAAAAAUCCGAUGAUGAUAUUUACUUCAAAGUGAAAGCACAAUCGGAAGCGAACACACGAUCGUGUUCGCUAGACUCUGGAAAUUACAUUCCAACAGAUGAUGAGAGUUAUUCCGAACACCAUUCUCAUCAUGUUUCCCGAUACACAAAGUACAGGAACAGCCUGGAAAUCAAAUCUAAGAGCACCGCAGAUAUUGACGACAUUGAUGAUAUUUUCCUAAUGGAAGAUCCCAGAGACCUCCCGAAAGAGAAGCUCUGCGUUAAAUCUGAUGGAAAUUUCUAUAAACAGAUCAAGAAAUCAAUGGGUUCAAGAACUUCCAGUCCGGAGUCGCGUAGCGAGUGUUAUGAUCCCAAACUAUCCAAAAGCAGCGACUCUAGUAAAAAAUCUAAAGACAGUGUCUACCACACUGAUAGCAACAAAAAGUCUCGCGAAACAUUAAAGAGUAAAUCCGGAUCCGGAUUCAACUCACGCACUUCCAGCCAGGAUUCCAGGGACUCGUUCGGAAUGGAUAUCCUGCUAACUAAAAACUACGAAAUGCCAACAACGACUAGUAAGAAAGCUAAAUAUCUUAGUAAGAGAUUCGACAGCAGUUCUCGGAAUUCCAGUCAGGAUUCAAAGAGCGAUUACUACGAUGCCAACGAACAACCAAUCGAACUGGAAGACCUAGAAUCGGACGAAAUUUAUUCCCGUGCAAAGGUUCAUUCACAUGAGCACAUUCCCAGCGAUAUGGGAAUCCCUGCCAAAGGUGCAACGGCGACCGGAUUCUACGAUAAUCAAAUCUACUCGUCGACGUUUCCCAGCGCUCAAUCGAAACCUCCGGUCAAAUCGACGUCCCACGUAACAUCCAUCUCUCUACAGAAUGUCGAGCUGGAUCGCAACGCGCGUAGCUACUCCGCCUACAAAUCACCCGAACCGGUACUGCCUCAAGCGAUGCCAAAACCAAUUGAGAAGCAACCUCCGAAGGCGACACACAUCUGGCCUGAAGAGAUCGAAGGCCUACCAACUACUAUCAAUCAAAGCAGCACUGAUAUUCAGCGGAACGACCGUACCCGAGCGUUCCGCAAAAAGUCCGACAGUGAGAACAUUUUUAGCUUUGACAAAGAGAAAAUAGAAUCACUGACUAGUAGUAUGAACGACGAAACACCCACCACGGCAAUUUUGGUGGAAGCGAAGGCGAAAACAAGCCCGGAUUAUCCACUCACCCCCGAACUGCUAUCAGAGUUUGACAAGCAAAAAAUUGAAUCACCACAUGCUCUUCCGAAGCAAACCCGCAAGGAAGAAUUGAUGGCUAAGACACACUUUGAAGAGUACAAUCCCAAACUGAUAAUGGAUACUCCGAUCCCUGGCGUACUCACCUACACUCAUGCCACCGUCGAAAGAACUAAAUCUGAUCCUAAUUCUCUAGCCAACCGUCCUCGUUUAGGACCAAAUUCGCGGCGACACACUCUCAUGCAUCAAAAGUCUAUUGAUCUAACUCCAGCUGACUCCAGUGAAGAAGAAUAUCUCUACAAACAGAUCCCCAGUGCGCCUCCCUUAUGCAAAACCCACGGUAGUCAUUUUGAACUACCACAGACGUAUGAUAUGAACAUCCCCACCGUUGAGCUUCCCCUGAAUGGUUUCGAGGUUCCCAAAAGCUUCUUCAAAGAGUACGACCGAAGGACGCACAAAGUACUGAAAGAUGACAUCCCGUACGUCCUACACAAAAGACACGUCAUGAACGGAACAGCUCCAUCACCACUACAAGACAAGCAGCACCGCUAUCCAAAGCCAAAGAGUCCCAAGUCACCCAAAAGUCCCAAAUCUCCGAAGUCGCCGAAAUCGCCUAAAAUAGAAAUCCGUGAUGUAGCGACCCAGAAGGAAAAUACGCUUCGGGUCCAAGACGAUUACGAAAUGGAACCGGAAGAAAGCGGUCAAGGUUUCCUUUUCACACAGAACAUCGACCUCUCUAAAGUUGAUCCCGUCACACUCGAAGUAGACAAGUCCUCACAAACGAUCCAACUUACCAGUCCGAAACGUGACAUUACCAAGAAAAUGGAUCCGCUUCAGUUAGAGCAACUCAACAAUAAACUAAGUCAGAUUGAAAGCGAUUCGGCAACGAGUUCCCGUACGGACAGCAAUCAACAUAAGAAAUUUGAGCCGAAACCGGUCGAGCUUCCUUACAUUCUCGAAAAGAAAAACAUCGAGCUAACUGUUCCCAAGCGAGUUGCAAAACCGCGAAUGGCCCCAGUGAAGACAAAACCCGGAAAGGGUAAGAAAAAUGCCAAAACUCGAAUCACGUCCUUUUCGUCCGACGACGAAAGCCUGGAUUCGGACGAUGUAUUCGGUUCGGCAGAGGCUAUGCCUACCAAGCUAGAGUUCUCUCCGCCGCAAUCGAGAAAGGAGAUCGAACCCAUCCUGAAGCAUGAGUCUAGUAAGAUGGCAUCCAACGCUUGGGCACGCGGUCAGACCAUGAGCUCAACAGAGAUUGAGGGUUCCCCACCGCAAUGUAGGAAACUGGCAGAACUUGAAAGUCGCUACAAUACGGGAUCAAACCUAAAUGCCCACCAAAUGACCAGUACCGAACUCAGACGGAUCUCCGAACGCUCGUUCUCAAUUCCCAGUUCUGAAGAUGAAGCAAAGAAGGAGGAAUCUACUAAAGCUUACCAUAUGACGGAGAAGAUCCCGUCGCCGAUUAUCGAAACCAACGAAGUACAUCGCACAGACGAUGAAGUGUAUGAGACAGCUCGUGAAGACAACAUGGGGCUCACGAAAACCCUGAAAAAAGAUGUGGGUAAAAAGUUCAAAGAAGAUCUGCAAGCUUUAACAGCAUUGAAGUCAGAGUCCAAACUGUCUCCUUCUCGAACGAAAUUGAUCGAAGAGAUGAUUGAUUCAUCGAUAGUGAUGCGAUCGAAGGGACAUGCUCCGAUCUUGUUUGCCCACGCUCGUCUGAAUCUCAGUGAAGGGUCAGCUUUCGCCUCGCUUCAAAGACAAAGGGCAACCCAAGAUUCACCGACUUCGGGCCGUCGUGCUAAGAGCUUGGAUGCUCCAGUUAUAUCAUUGCACAAGCUUCCACCCAUGAACGCAUUUUCAUCAAAAGAUGACACCGUGGGCUACGACGAGGAAGCAGAAGUUUUGGAAGUGAAACCACUGCAGAAGAAAGAGCAAGUUAUUGAAGAAGAACAAGACGAAUCGGUGCACUCGUGUGCCGAUGCCAUCGUGGUGACCGAUAAAAAAGCAUCACGACAAACGUCCACCAUCGACGAAGAGAUCAAGAUGGUGCACAUAGAUGAAGAUGAACUGGAGCUGCUGGAUAGACUGAAGUAUAUCGAAAAAAUUGAACUGCAGGGUGUCAAAAUAAAGGAAAAGCGAAAGACGAAAACGAAACUGAAAAGUGGCGAUCAGUUGAUUCUUGAAAUACCUCGAUACAAGUUUGAGCCUUUCAGCUCCGGAAAUAGCUCACUCAAAACGUCGCCAGCCAUUAGUCGUGCAAGCAGCGUCGAGAGCACUGGUAAAGCUCGACAGAAAACUGACAGUGGAACGCAGACUCCCACUGGAGGUCAGACGGCUGUGAAGCAGAAGUGCAAAUCAACUAGUCCGAAGGGAUCGGAAAAGAUUCCCCAACCAAAACGACGAGCUUCGGAUGAAGUGAAGAAGAUAUCGCCGAACGACAUUCUUCGUACCAAGAGUCAAGAAACAUUGGGGAAGAAAUCAAAUGGUAAAGAGAAAUCGAAAUCAUUGGAGAAGAUGGAGUUGAAGAGACUAGGAAGCAAAGAGAAGAAGUCGGUUGAGGAAAGUGAGAUUGAACGUGCUCGACGCAAGGAACGACAACAGAAACUAUAUGAGUCCGCUAUGAAGCAGACGAUCAACCUCUUGAGCCCAGUGAAAGACCAGUUGCCACAAUUCCCAGCCCCUGAGGAUAAAAUAUCUGUUAAAACUGAAGGUGAUAAGAUCAUCAUCGAUGCAGAAGUGAAGUCUAAACCAGAAGACCUUGUGUUCAUUGCGAAAGCCCCCCGUAAGCUAGAUUGUUCUUUGGCAAAGAUUAGUCGAAGUUUUGAGGAUCAGAAGAGCGUAGAAAAACUGGAUAAGGCCAGUCGUAGCUUUGAUGACCGUGGCAAGUCGUUUGAUGAUCACUCGGAUCGUUCGGAGUAUGGAAACGCAGAUGACAGCAGUAGUAUAGUUUUGAAAUCCCCAACAAAGCUAUCGAAGAGUCAAGAAUUGAAGCAGAAAAUCGAGGGUUCAGUUGUGCAUAAGAAGAUCGAAGGUAAGUCUAAAAGUUUGGAGAAGAAAACGGAACCGCAGUACUUGGAUAUUGAAUACAAGACAAGAAGUCUUGAUCAGAAUUACAUCGACAACUACGUUGAUACGACUUCACCGGAUUCCGAAGGCCAUACUCAUGUGAGGAAACAAGAGGUAGUCAAGGUUGACGUACAUCGUUCCAAGGCUGAGUCGGAGCCGGAGAAGAAAAGAGGAAGGAAAUCAACAGACAGCGAUAGUAAAUCGGAAGACCGUUCACGUUUCGAUAAAGGUAAGAGCCUUGAUGCUAAUCUAGGUAACGGGAAAGAUAAGGCUCCAGCAAUAGAGCGCCGUUCUCAGUCACAGCCGGAUGAAUUCAUCGGUGAACUAGACAUGCAAGACAUUAUUUCAGAGCGACGAACUUUGGAUCUUAUGAAGAGGCGUUCGGAGGAAAGGACUUUUGAUUCAACUAGCACUUUAGCGGAUAAUGAAGAUCAAAAACCAUGCAAGGCGGGAAGUGAAGAAUCACUAACCGAAGUGAGUGAAAUGAAAGAUCUGAAGGAUUCCUAUUUGCCUUGUCGCGUCCCUACGAUUGAAUAUGAAGAACCUUCGAUUGAGGAGGAACUAGAAUCUGAGCAAGAAGUUGAACAAAUCCCCGAUAAGAAAGCGAUCAUGGGAAAGCUAAACUUAGAGAGAAGUCGAAGUGAUGAGACCACGUCUUGGGUUACCAUCGCUAGUGAAGAAUACACGGGAACUGAUGGAACAGGUCAGCAGGAAAUCGAAGAUUUGACAAGUGGUCGAAGGAUUGAAAGUCAAGCUACCUUCGAAGAUAUUAAAGAUAUUACUAUGCCGGAAUCAGAAGUUUCAACUUCGGAUAUUACCAUUAUAUACACUAAGAAAGCAGUCCCUGAGAAAACCUUUGAUCGACCGUUGCCUCAAAUUCCGGAAAAGAAGAAAAAGGAUAAGUCCCCUCCUAAAGAAGAAUCAAAGCUCGUUACCGAUGAAUCGGAAGGAAAACAGGCGUCUGAGCGAAGGGGUGACUUCUUGCGACUUUCGAUAGAACGUUCCCGUAGUUCGGACACAGGGUCCAGUCGUGAAAAUGAUAAUAGUCCGGUUCGUCAAGAUUCUAGCACUCCGCGCGGUAAAGGCUCUCUUGAUGAAGAAUCCAGCCUUAGCUGUUCCAUUGCUCGACCUCUAGGAAUAUCGCAAGACAUGGAUUCCACAGACCAUAUCAAAUGUCAUGAAUUGAGGGAAGCUAUGUUGAGGAUGGAAGAGACAGAGGAGGUUAGAACCCCAACCAAGAAAUUCUCUCCAACGUUAGAGAAACAAUGUCCAGUAGAUCUCGGAUCUGGGUCAGAAUUGGACGUUGAUACUGUCGAAGAUCGCAUCGCAAGAAUUUUACAAAGAGAAGAAAGCGAAUCCAGCUCGGACAAUGGCGCAACUCAGAAGCCAAAAGUCGUCAAACCGGUACGAACGACUUUACUGCACAAAAAAGUUUGCAGAACAGCGCCACCAAAUGAAAAACAACAACAGCAGACAACCGCAGAACUAAAGACUGGAACUUUAAAGCUUCUGAGUGCCAAUGGAGAUAGAAGUUCUCUGGAGUCUAAAUCAAGUCUUGAAUCAAAAGGAUCGCUAGGUUCAUUUGAAACGGAAAGCAGCUCUGGUUCUUUGGGGGCUGCUCAGCGGAAGGGCGAUCUCGGACAGAAAGAGGCCAUGUCGACGUGGAAACCUUUCCCCAUUGAAAGUUCAGGAAGUUCCAGCGUUGAAGAGAAUUGGCUCCCACCGGAUCAGGAAAGCUACGAAAGUUUCGAUAUAGCUACGGAAACCAUAGAACUACAACGAGUUGCUCCACCGGAUCAGAAGGAAUCUUCACCGGAUGAGCAGAAAGAAAGCGAUUCUGAUUUCCAGGAUGAGCUUAACGACUUCCCUACUACCUUCGGAUACCCGGAGAUGACUUCUUCUCUAGGCAUUGCUAUGAAUCCGGUAGAUAUUCUUAACUAUGGAACAGGAUUCACUAUCGGUCGUACGUUGUCUAGAAUAUCCGAAAGAAGUACAAAUUCAGAAAAGUCCAGCGCGGAAGACAACGAAGCGGAGAAAUCCAGCCUUGAAGACCUGAGUGUUCAUGACGAGUCGGCGAUAUCAAGCGAGCACCAAGCAAGUCUUAGUUCUGAUUUACAUUCGAACUCAAAUCCUGCGUACAUCUCUGAUGCCGAUCGUAGAACAUCCGCCGAAAUGCCAGAUAUUCCAUGCGAUUCGGCUGCAGCAGAAAGGUUGUCUGAGAUUUAUCAGAACAAUGUUGUAAAAAAUGGUCGCUUCACUGUUUCACAUGUAUCGGAUAGCGGUCCCAAAGAAGAGGUCAAACCUAACCUACAGUGCAUGUCUGCGGGUGGAAGUCAAGAUUCAGAAGACUGGCCCUUGCCAGAGAUUCCUUACGAUAGCACACCGAUAGAUAGGUACGAUCCCAACUUUAUUCCACCUUAUCCAGACAAACCUUAUCCGAGACAUCAGUGGGCAGGUUCAGCUGCGACCGGUCAAUCCCAAGAAUCAGACCACUGGCCUACUCCACCCUCGAGUAUGUUGGACACACCUAUUGUUGAGAAUGUACAGACCUUCCGCGUUAGUGAAGCGCAACACCCUACCCAGGUAAUGGUUGAUUCCUAUACCGAGCCUACCGGGGACGAUGACUCGGAUCCAGAUUAUGCCGAAGUUCCCGAUGAAGCUCCCGAGCCCCCUAAACGGGACUAUAGCCUUUCAAACGUUUCUACUGCAAAACAAUCUCCCUCGCAACCAAUGGUCGUGUCUUAUGAAAAUACGGCCUACCUUAUGUCAACAACGAAUGAACCUACGAUUUACGAAGGUUACGAGCCCAACACAUGUCUGAGUAGCGCCUUAGGACCAACAAGUUGUUUACGUACGACAUUUGACGCCUGCUCAAGUCAGAAAUCUUUCGCAAAUCAAGGAUUGGGCAAGGAGUCCAGCCCUGAUAAAGUCAUUAUUUCGCAACCAACGAAAUCACCACAGAACCUGAGCCCGAUUACCGACGAUGACUUCUUUUUCAACGACGAAGUAUUUGGUCCGGGGACGGUGAAGAUUGAAAUAUCACCAGACGAUAGUAAACCUCCAUCGGACUACACCGUGCAGCAAAAAUUCUCUCGUAGCUCGAACAAUUCGGACACUUCGAUCGAUGAUCUACUGUCUACUUCUUGUGGAACCUACAUGGAAGAAACGGUUCGACGUAACCUAGAACCUCGACGUCUCAGUAAUGAGUCAUGCAAAAAAUGUAGCCAUAGCAGUCAUUCUGAAGAAGAGACGAGUUCUUUUGGAACCGAUCUUGAUGGCACAGUUAAAAUGGGUUUACAACAGAAGCGAUGCACCCACAGUUCUCAUUCGGAGGAUACUUCAAUAGGUCUUAGCAUCUCUGAGUGGUCUACUGGUACCAAUACGGUAAGGCAGUACGCAAACCUAUCCGGAUCGGAUAGUCUGUCGGCGGUGUCGGACCAUUCUCGGAAUGCUAAAAGUGAGAAAUCCGGCCAUACCAAGAGUAGCGUAAGCUCAAUUCAUAAAUCUACGGAGAGUUUGGAUGAAAAAAGUGGAAGUCUUUCGAGUAGCAACAAUAAGCGAUUCUCACUGGAGAAUAUUUCGGAUGGACCAAAGUAUGAACCUUUCAGCAAUUCUACGGAUACCGAUAAAUUCUCGUCUGGAACGAAGAGCGAUGAUACGACGCUCACGUUGACGGAAAUGGCACAGACUAUCACGGAGUGGUCUACUAGCAGUAGCAACACAUUGAUAGCACAGGCCGAUGCCUUGAAACACAUCGAAACUCGGGGUGAUAAACCAAUGACAAGAACUACGUUCCAAUACGUACCACUCAAGCAACCGAAAGUGAUUAAGAAGCCUGUUUUGGAAGACAAGAAAAAUCUUCCAACGGUUCAUGCAAAGCCUAAAUUAAAAGCAGCAUCAGAAGUUCCGGCUCUACCUGCCGAAGUGAAACCACCUCCUCCGGAUAUAAUUCCAAAAACUGCAGAACGAUCCUUAAGAAUCCCACCCAAAAUUGUAGAUAUGAUCGAAAAAUCUCCCAAACGUACCGCCCCGCAACCGCCUCCCAUUCAGCAGCAACCAUUGCCGCAAUCAUCGAGACUACCUCUAGAAGAUCCGCAAUCCAACGCUGAACCCGAACCUGAACCUUCCACCAGCAAACGAAAAACAUUAGAGCUGAUGUCUCAGCGUUAUGUUAGUCAGGAUUUUUCAGAAUCUGAACCAUUCAGUGAAAAGCUGUAUAGUCAACAGGACAAGCAUACCGAACGAUACCAGAGUCAAGAAUUCACCACGUUCACUCCUCCGCAGAAACCGCCUCGAGGAGAUUCUCUUCCCAGUAGUGCUUCAGUACCGAUGGCGGAAAAGCCACUUGCCAAGCACCACAGCUACGACGACAAGACCCUGUCGAAGUCACAAAUCCGCGAGUACAAAUCCUCAAAAAUGCGACAUAGUCAAUCGUUCCAUGAACACUUGGUUUCUUCCGAUCUGAAUAAAAUCGUAGAGGAGAACAUGGGCAGUUCGUCGACUACGACUACACACAGCAGUGAGGCAACUGCGAGCACGGACAAUUCUUCCCCUAUGUUCCCUCGGCCGGAAAAGUUGAUCCGCUGUUCACCAUACUAUUCAAGCAGUCUAAGCUCGGAAUCUCCGCCGAUACAACCAAUGUCUCAAGCACCGGUGCAGAAACCGCCUCGUAGGACAUCACUGCCACGGACUAUGGCACCGAAAAGUCCUCCUAGUGGUAACGAUACAGAUAGUUCGUUGGAUCUAAGGCAGCAGGAUCCCAAACUUCGUUCGAGAGGAUAUCGAAAGAAAAGAACUGUUCCCCUAAAAAAGACUCGCCUGGAUAGUAGACCUUUGGAGCACCAAGAAAGCUCCGAGUGUUCUGAAGGUUAUUUCCCCGAAAUGGAAUCAUGCAGCUCAGAUGUAAUCGAGCAGCAGUAUCAUCGUUACCCGGACUUUGAGGAGGAGCUAGAGCAAUUGCCUGAAGAUUAUGAAGAUGAAACUUACCGUGUGGAUGAUGAGCGGGAUAGUAAGAACGGUGGUGGGGUGUAUCCGAGUGCGUCAUAUUCCAACAAAUUCGAAGGCUUGGAUAUGACAGAGAAUGUGGAUGAAAUGGGAUUUCCUCGGUAUGACCGAUUGGGGCAUAUUACAAACCCGAAUUUGUACAAAUCUGACACUCCUUCGCCCCCGGUGAAGCCACAAAGGCAACGCAAGCGACAAGUUAAGCGUGACGAAGCGGAUACAGAAUACGCCGGGGUACAGUACACUCCGGAAAGUGGCAGUUGUUCGGAGACGAAAGCUGGCCUGUCUGAUGAUGUGUGCUACUCAAGUGAGGAUAGCUUUGCAGCUGCGUAUCAACAUGCCUUGAUGGGAGGUGCUCGAUAUCAGAAAAAUGUCGAGAUACCGUACCCGGAUUUCUUGUCCGAUUACGAAAACGAAUCUUCAUCGGCAGGUUCGUACGCCCGCCGUAUGGAACACGAUCGACGACGAUACGUCGAGAUGGAACACGGUAGUGCCGGUGGACCGAGCUACGCAGCUACGGAAAAGAAUACCGAAUCAUUGGGAUUCGAUCUCAAAGCACUACCCCCUCCGAUGUUUGUCGAAGAACUAGAGGAGGGAGAGGAGGAGGAAGAUGAAAUCGAAAUCGAGGACAAUGCCAUUUAAGCGCAUGUGUAAGCGAAGACUGAGUAACGAUAAAACGAUUUAAAAAUGAAAAGGAACGAUCAGAUGUCGCUGCAGGUCAUAACGGUAUGUGAGGGGAGCCUAGGUUGAAAGCGUAGCGACAUCUAUUAGUGAGAUUUUAUACUAACCGUCAUCGAGUGUUGCUGUCUAUAUUACGAAGGUCGUUUUAAAUAAUAAAAUGCUACAGAUAUAUGUACGUCGUUAGAUAAUGGGUUGAAGAUUUUAAAUAUUCAAUUAUGGAAGGCAGUUAUCGAUGGAAGAUAUAUACACACAGAUAUUCUAGCUGUUACUUCAGUCUAAUAAAACUUUAAGAACAUUAUACAUAAACUAAGUCUCAAAUAAGAGCCAUUUAUUGUAACUAGUAAAUCAUAAAAUACGUUAGAUAUAAAAUACUUCAAGUACCAUGUAGCUCAUUCUAUACCUGUUCGGUUGUAAUGAUUUAGAAGAUUCAUAGCCAGAAAUUGGUGCAUACAUUUGAAUUCCAUGAAUGAUUCGAUGAAUAACUUUGUUAUUUUUAUGUUUGCAGUCGAAGCGUUUCAGAAUUUCAUGAAUAUUUUGACACAGUUAAGUUCCAACACAAUUAAUAAGGCAAUAAAUAUCAAUGUCUGUAUAUUCAAUUUUCUCAAAUAUAAAUUGGAAUCGCGAUACAAAAUUGCUUGGAAGCACGUACAGAACAAAUUUGUGAUUUUGAAAUUCUCAGACAAAAAACGAUUUUUUCUUGAAACUUUUCCAACCUAUCUUGUAAAACAAUUACAGAUAAUAACCCUCAAACACAAUCACCAUGAUGAUUUCGUUUGUUGUGUAUCGUAAUCCGUUUAAAAAAAUAUUGCAACGAGAAACAUUGUUUUAAUACCAAAUAUCUCAAAAAAUUAGAAAACCUUCGGCUUAUUUUGUUCUGAAAUUUGUGAUAUAGAUAUUUUUGACUAACUAUUUGGCUCUAUGCUUCGAUUUAAAGCACAAAAAUACCACCGCGUUAGUGUAAGUUUGGUAACAUUUAGCUUUAAGUUUCCCGCCAAAGUUAGUAGAAUGACGGUUUUAUAACAGAUUGCGUUUUGAUUGAUUGAGUGUAGCUAUCGAUGCGAGAUAUUAAAUUUGUACGUAUUUCCUUGUUUACAUUUUGUACUUUCGAGCUGAGUAAACUGUGCAUUAUCUACGAAUAUUCUUAUUAGUGAACAGUUUAGUAUAGGUCAAAUAUUCCAAUAAAGCAUGCAGAACAGUUGUUAUAUUCUCACUCAAAACACAUAGAAAACAAAAUAAGAAUACAUUUAAAGAUAGAUUUUAGAUACUUUAUCUAAAGAAGAAUCACGCAUUCGAACCAAAUGGUUACAAUUAAGAAUGGUAUCGAAACGAGUAUUGAAGGCAAAGGUGAGGAUGUCUCAAACGUCUAUAGUUGUGAUUGUUGUUAAGUGAGCAAACAAAUAUUUGUAAUUCAGAUGAUCCUAAACCUUCUAAUCCUGUAUUCGCGUAGGAUGAAAAUGUAAAAGUAUCGUACUAUUUAUUACAGAAUUGUCCCAAAAAGGUGAUAAGCUUGUGUCAAAGCGUAGUCAAAUGCCAAACUAAAUCAAAUCAAAUCAACACGAUAACAUUUUUUGUUGCCAUUGAAAUUUCGUGAUGGUCUAACCACUUCUUCCGGUGUACCUUUGUACCUAAAACAUGUAUGGUCAAUCUUGAAUGUGUUUUCUACAGUUGAAUUUGUUCGAAUUUAUUGACAGCAAUUUUAUCGGAAGUAGAGUAUUUUGAUUAAUAAGUACCAUCGUAAGAUAAAAGUUUACAAUUCUUAUUGAGGAAGCAAAAAAAUGAUAACAUAUGAUGUUUUAUAACGAAUUUUUGUCUUUUGAGAUAAUUUAUGCGAGUGAUAUCGAGAAGUAAUAAGUACAUUACAAUUAGCCACCUUUAUAAAUAAAAGUACUUAAUAGUUAUGUGAUCAAAUUCCAAUAAACGAAAACGAGUAACUAAUUUCAUUCACGGCAAAAUGAACAGCAUGAUUAGAAUUAGGAGCUGUUUUAGUUGGUUGGAAUAAGGUCGCAUCACGCUAUAUAGUUUAUUAUAGUAAUGUUGUUUAUUGGAUACAGAUGGUUCGAUUUAAAUAUAUUGAUAAAAAUUUAAAACAAAUAAGAAUGGAAGCGAAAAAUAUUCUAUAGCGAAGAGUAGCCGAAUAGCCAGUGAACAAUGCUGAUAGCGAUCCCGCAAAGUUAGAAGUAUACAGGCUUACGGAGAAGAGAACAUCUAAAUAUGCCAAACCAGCGAACAAUUAUAUCACCGAUUCAUCUCUUUCUAUAACCUUUUAAAUUCAACUCAAUGCCAAAUACAGACGAAAACGAGAACAAUUACUAAUAAGUAGCGGUAGGUCUAAUGAAAGAGAAUCUUAAUACUACGAGUCCCAAACCGUCUGUUGAACCGAAUGAAUCCUAUACACGCAAGUUGCCAAAAUUGAAAGAAAUAUGAGAAGUCAGAGGCCAAAAUAAUUGGAACGGAGCAGCAUCAGCAAACCCUAUUCAUUAGCCAUUUACCCUACACACGUGGUGUAAUGAGUAAUGAAAACUUAACAAAACAAAUAUUGGUAAUAAAUAGCAAGUUUGGACACUUUAAAGUAUUUCGGAAAAAUUUA
Armigeres subalbatus is the source of this 14514-nucleotide messenger RNA. RefSeq lists its product as uncharacterized. Bases 117 to 11888 code for a protein of 3923 amino acids. The record is from RefSeq and is a predicted model, not a curated record. Lineage: Eukaryota; Metazoa; Arthropoda; Insecta; Diptera; Culicidae. The transcript has a single exon.